AUGAGAUGGUCCUACAGGCAAGGAGCCAUCAAGGUGGAUGCGUAUAGACCGAUAUUGGACGAGCUGACACCUAUAGAUGUCAUAUGGCGCCCAUUUGAGGAUCAUAGACAUCAUCGAGCUUUUAACGAGUUAUCUCUGUACAGAGUUUUUCUCGUUUGGGGUGAGUUACAUGUGCUAUACUUACCUGACAGGUGUCUUCGGCAGUUUGGUUAUUGUCAAUAUAUUCCGCCUGCACCUCCUGCUGAUACGCUCAGCAAUGAUGAGAUUGUUGUGGAGUGGAUUGCUUAUGUCCAGAGCGUGACAGAUGUGAUUAGAGAUACACGGCCAGUGGGAUACCCUCAUGAGACGGUUGAUGGAUAUUUAGAGUGGUAUUACCGCGUUUCGCAUCCUCAGGUGGUGCCUCCCCCACCUAGUGCGCGUAGAGAGGUUGCAGUUCCUGUCUUUGAGGCAGGACCAGCUGAUCCGGAUUGGGCUCGUGCCUCCACAUUGGUGCACCGUUAUCUCCGGCAGGUAGAGGCAGAGGAGGAUGAUGUCACAUAUGCUGAUUUAUUUGAGGUGUUACGCAUCGCCCGUGAGCAUUGA
Messenger RNA from Vicia villosa (hairy vetch), 582 nucleotides. RefSeq names its product protein MAINTENANCE OF MERISTEMS-like. The transcript has a single exon. Bases 1 to 582 code for a protein of 193 amino acids. Lineage: Eukaryota; Viridiplantae; Streptophyta; Magnoliopsida; Fabales; Fabaceae. The record is from RefSeq and is a predicted model, not a curated record.